This is a messenger RNA of Paramecium tetraurelia, 1062 nucleotides long. RefSeq lists its product as uncharacterized. The transcript is spliced from 2 exons. The record is from RefSeq and is a predicted model, not a curated record. NCBI's taxonomy places the organism in Eukaryota, Ciliophora, Oligohymenophorea, Peniculida, Parameciidae.
AUGUAAAUAAAUUUGGUGAUCUUGAACUCUUAUUAUAUUUAAGAUAGAAUUAAAGGUGGUGCGAACUCAAAUUAUGAAAUUUCAGAAAUAUAAUUAGAAUAAGAAAUUAAUUAAUUAAUUUUAAAAAGCAAUCCUAUUUAAUGUAGAGAAUCAAGCGAUUUACAGCCAAAUUUAGAAAAAGAUUAAUUAUAAGAAAUAUAAAAUUAAGAAACAUUAAUUUAAGAGAAAAUAGAAUGUGGUUAAUGUCAUUAGAUUUAGGAAUUAAGUCAAUUUGCGAAUGAUGAAAAAAAUGGAGUAAGCGAUAAUUUUUUAGACUAAAAAUGUUCAAAGUGUUAAUCAUUCUUUGAUUGUCCUUUGUAGUAGAUUGAAAAAGAAAAUUAUUGUAAGGAAUGUAUAAAAUGCCAUGAAUGCAAUAGAUAAGAGCCAAGAAGGUCGGUAGGAUCAUUUUUUUAUCAUGAAGAUUGUUUAAAGAUAUCAAAAAAUUCAGCACUUAAAAAAGAAAUGAUUGCUUAUAUUAAGAAAUAUUUUGGAACAAAAAUAAAAAAAGGAGAUAAUAAUGAUAAACAGAUUUAUUUUUAAUCUGAAGCAUAUAGCAGUUUAAAUUUAAAAGAUUACAUAGGAUAUAUAAUUGGUUAUAAUCAUCCAAUUAUUAAAAGUAAAUUACAAAUUGAUCCAAAACAAUAUAAAAUAUCAUAAGAAUAGGCUGAUAACUAUUUAAUUGAAGAUUUAGAUUAAUAUGAAAGAGAGCUAUAUGAAUUUUAUUUAAGAAAUGGCAGAAAACCAGAAGAUAUCCCUGAAAACGUCAGAAUGCUAUUGCUUUUUGUUCUAUUCAUUUUUAAAGAUUUCUCAUCUGUUCUUAAUUUAGUUCGUUAAAAAAUCUAUAACCACCUCUAUAUUGAAAUUAAUAAAUAUCAAUAUUCAAAAGAUAUGGUAUUUCUAAAAGUUAAGGUUGAAAAGGCAUUAGAUUUCUUUAAUGAUCGUUUUCAUAGAGGAGAUGGAAGUAUUAGAGAAAAUGUUGUUAAUUAGUUUAAGAAAUUUUUACCUACCUUUAAAAGAGAGUGA